GCAAAUCAUCAGUCAGCUGAGGCAUUUUUCUUAUCCAAACAAAUAUCUAAAGGCAGCUACUUUCGCAGCUUUUUCCUUAUCCAUUAUAUGGUUUUUUAAUUUGUUUUCCACACUUCAUUGCCACUAUAAAUAGGCCGAUCAAUCCCAACAUUCUCCACAACCAAGCCUAGCUCAAUUACUCAUCAUCUGACAUUCACACACAAAGCUUUCUUGCAUUCCAAGGAAACCAACCCACCAACCCUUUUUGUAAUGGAGAGUGUUAGAGAAUUGGCUUCAGAGAAGGCAGCAGUGAUCUUCACCAAGAGCUCAUGCUGCAUAUGCCACAGUGUCAAGUCGCUUUUCUACGAGCUCGGUGCAAGCCCUGCUAUUCACGAGAUUGAUCGAUACUCAAAUGGGAGGGACAUGGAGUCAGCGUUAAGGCAGCUCGGGUGCAACCCUUCUUUCCCUGCUGUGUUCAUAGGUGGGAAGUAUGUAGGCUCUUCAAAGGAUAUCAUAUCCCUCCAUGUUGAUGGGUCUCUAAAGCAAAUGCUCAAAGAUGCAAGAGCCAUCUGGUUCUAGCUAUCCAGCUAUGUGUUAUACUAAUUACACAGAAACCAAGCUAUAUGAAUAUGCUUGUUAAUGUGCUGUUAAUUAGCUCUGUAUGUAAACACAGAAACUAGCCCCAGUACCAUGCUUAUUACGGAACAUGAAGUAUUGGGGUUUUUACUUUUUCUACUAUGUACCUAAUUAUCUGGCUACAUAUGCUUGAAAUGCAAGUCAGAUCAUCAAUAUGAAAAAUAUUAUAUAUA
Messenger RNA from Rosa rugosa (rugosa rose), 788 nucleotides. Its product is annotated as glutaredoxin-C11. Bases 250 to 558 code for a protein of 102 amino acids. The transcript has a single exon. NCBI's taxonomy places the organism in Eukaryota, Viridiplantae, Streptophyta, Magnoliopsida, Rosales, Rosaceae. The record is from RefSeq and is a predicted model, not a curated record.